Molecule: messenger RNA, 2415 nt
Organism: Lactuca sativa (garden lettuce)
Lineage: Eukaryota; Viridiplantae; Streptophyta; Magnoliopsida; Asterales; Asteraceae
Gene: TMKL1
Product: transmembrane kinase-like 1
Biological process (GO): protein phosphorylation
Molecular function (GO): protein kinase activity; ATP binding; protein binding
Source: RefSeq, a predicted model, not a curated record
CUCCGUCAGCUUUCCCUACAACAAUUCACAUAUUCCCACAAACACUCUACACUCUACACACACUCACACUCUCUCUCUUUCUCUAAAACCUCUUUCUCUCUCCACCAAGCUUCCAUCCAUGGCGGUUUCGGUUUCAGUUUCAUCCCUUUUCAUAUCUCCAAUCUUCUCCUUCUUCUUCUUCUUUUUUACUUUAGCCAUUUCAACAGAUGUAGACCUGCUUCUCAAAAGAAUCAAACCGUCAAUCCAAGGAGAAACGGAGAAUUUAUUGUUGAAUUCGUGGAAUACUUCCGUUCCGCUCUGUCAAUGGCGAGGACUGAAAUGGGUUUUCACUGAUGGAUCUCCAUUAACAUGUACAGAUAUCUCAUCACCUCAAUGGUCGAAUAUUUCGCUCUCGAAAGACCCAUCUCUUCAUCUCCGUUCCCUUCAACUACCUUCGGCCAACCUCUCCGGCACACUUCCGCCGGAGCUUGGAGAACUUUCGACUCUUCAGAGUCUGUACCUGUCCGUUAACUCCAUUUCGGGUUCCAUACCUCUUGAAAUAGGGUACAGUUCUUCAUUAUCAGACAUUGAUCUAGGCAAUAAUUUGUUAACCGGGUCGGUUCCUGCGUCCAUCUGGAACCUCUGUGAUCGACUCAUUUCUCUUCGGCUUCAUGGUAAUUUAUUAUCCGGGUCAAUCCCAGAACCCGCAUUACCGAAUGCCACUUGCAGCACUUUACUGUAUUUUGAUGUUGGGCAGAAUAAAUUUUCAGGAAUUUUUCCAGGAUUUAUACCUGGGUUUAAAGGGCUUCGAGAGCUUGAUCUUAGCAGUAAUAAUUUUUCUGGUAAAAUCCCAGAUGAGUUAGCUAUUUUAAGUUUAGAGAAGUUGAAUCUCUCCUACAAUAAUUUCUCUGGGGUUUUGCCUAAUUUUGGUCAAUUAAAAUUUGGGGUGGAUUCAUUCGAAGGGAACGAUGCUAACUUAUGUGGUCCGCCAUUAAAGAGAUGUAAACAGACCUCUGGAGGUUUAAGUUCUGGUGCAGUUGCUGGACUUGUGAUUGGUUUAAUGACUGGAAUGGUUGUUUUUGCUUCACUGUUGAUUGGGUAUUCACAGGGGAGAAAAAAGAAGACUUUCGAUGAAGAAGAUGAAGAAUACGAUGAUGGUGAAGAUGAUGAAAAUGGCGAUGGUAGUGGUGAAGGCAAAUUGAUUUUAUUUCAGGGUGGUGAGCAUUUGACACUGGAAGAUGUAUUGAAUGCUACUGGUCAAGUUAUGGAGAAGACAAGUUAUGGCACGAUCUACAAGGCAAAACUAGCAGAUGGUGGGACGAUUGCUUUGAGGUUAUUGAGGGAAGGAAGUUGUAAAGAUGGUGGUUUAUGUUUGCCUGCGAUUAAGCAGUUGGGAAGAAUCAGGCAUGAUAAUUUGAUUCCCUUGAGAGCUUUUUAUCAAGGAAAGAGAGGGGAGAAGUUAUUGAUUUAUGAUUAUCUUUCAAAUAGGACGCUUCAUGAGCUCUUACAUGAAUCACGGCCCGGGAAGCCGGUGUUGAACUGGGCUCGGAGACACAAGAUCGCGUUAGCAAUAGCCAAAGGGCUCGCACAUCUGCACUCGACCAUCGAGACACCCGUUACACAUGGCAACGUGCGGUCAAGAAACGUAUUGGUGGAUGAUUUUUUCGUGGCUCGGCUCACCGAUUUCGGGCUCCACAAGCUCAUGGUCCCGGCUGUAGCCGAUGAAAUCAUCGCAUCGGCUAAAAGUGAUGGCUACAAGGCUCCGGAGCUUCAAAAGAUGAAAAAUUGCAAUUCAAGAACGGAUGUUUAUGCUUUUGGGAUUUUGUUGUUGGAGAUUUUGUUGGGGAAGAAGCCCGGGAAGAGUGGCGGGCGGGAUGGGUUUGUUGAUUUGCCGGCGGUGGUGAAGGUGGCGGUUUUGGAGGAGACAACAAUGGAGGUUUUUGAUAUUGAGGUUUUGAAAGGGAUCAGGAGUCCAAUGGAAGAUGGUGUGGUUCAGGCGUUGAAGUUAGCCAUGGGGUGCUGUGCACCGGUUGCAUCGGUUAGACCAUCAAUGGAUGAAGUGGUGAAGCAGCUUGAGGAGAAUAGACCGAGAAACCGUUCGGCUUUGUAUAGUCCGGCUGAAACCAGAAGCGAAAUUGGUACACCUUUUUAAUCUGUUUAUGGGUUCGAUGGAUGUAAGCCGUCUGAUUGCAAAAUGUGAUAAGAUUAUUUAAACAAAGAUGGUUUUUGGCGUAUUGAUGCACUGGGGUUUUUUUUUUAUUAGAUAGCUUUUAAGUUUAGUUUAUUUGAUAUUUGUGAUAGUUGUAUGCAUCAAGAAUGUAGCAAUACUUGGUUAAAAGGAGUAGCUUUAUGAUUUGUAUUAUUAAAGAAAUUUAAAAUGACUGUAAGAAGACUUUCUUCGCCCUGGUGAACAGGAUUAUGGUGGUCAUUUUAGUC